AUGGCGACCAAGACAAGCACCACCACAGUGACGGACGAGAAAAUGGCGGCGACCAAGACAUACACGCACAUCUCGGAACAGCCCAUGACAUGGUCCAACUGGUAUCAGCAUAUCGACUGGUUCAAGACGGGACUGCUGGUCUUCAUUCCCCUGGUGGCCUGCUACUGGGCCUACUACACGCCACUGCAGCGUCCCACCCUCAUUUUUUCCGUUCUGCUGCACCUCUGGGCCGGCAUUGGCAUCACGGCGGGAUAUCACAGGCUCUGGUCUCACAGGUCGUACACGGCGACCCUGCCCCUCCAGCUGUUCCUUGGCUUCGGUGGCGCAAGCGCCCUCGAGGGCUCGAUCCGAUAUUGGAGUUGGGGCCACCGGGCACACCAUAGGUUCACCGACACCGAGAAGGACCCCUACACCGUCAGCAAAGGCCUGUGGCACGCACACAUGGGGUGGCUGUUACUGCGCCAGGAUUACAAGAAGCAUGGCCGGACCGAUAUCUCCGACCUGAGCAACGACCCUUUCGUUGUCUGGCAGCACAAGCACUACGCCGCGAUAUCCAUCUUCUUCGCCUGGGUGAUGCCGACAUUGGUCGCUGGUCUCGGCUGGGGUGAUUGGAAAGGCGGACUGAUCUACGCUGGAGUUCUCCGCGUUGUCACCGUCCAACAGAGCUCGUUCACCAUCAACAGCUUGGGCCACUACUUGGGCGACCAGCCCUUUGACGACAGGCACUCUCCGCGAGACCAUUGGAUCUCGUCUCUCUUCAGCUUGGGCGAGGGAUACCACAACUUCCACCACGAGUUUCCCACCGACUACCGCAACACUACUCGGUGGUUGACGUACGACCCCAAUAAGUGGUGCAUCAACACAUGGAAAUGGCUGGGUCUGGCAAGUGACCUGAGGACUUUCUCGCAGAAUGAGAUCGACAAGGGCAGGCUUCAGCAGGAGCAGAAGAAGCUGGACCGCAAGCUCGGCCGCCUGGACUGGGGCAGGCCGGUGCAUGGCCUGCCGGUCAUGGAGUGGGACGAGUUCCUGGAGGCGUCGCAGAGCCGGGCGCUCAUCGCCGUGGCGGGGCUUGCCCAUGACGUGACGGACUUCAUCGACGAGCACCCGGGCGGCAAGGCGCUGAUCGCCUCGGCCAUCGGCCGCGACGCGACGGCCCUGUUCAACGGCGGCGUGUACGACCACUCGAAUGCCGCGCGCAACCUGCUGGCCAAGUACCGCGUCGGCAUCAUCCGCGGCGGCGGCGAGGUCGAGAUCUGGAAGCAGCGCGCCGUGCAGCGGCUCGACAAGAUUCGGGACUACGACUACUCCAUCGUCGGCAAGGCCCUCCCGGCCAAGAUCUACACCGACUGA
Neoarthrinium moseri is the source of this 1350-nucleotide messenger RNA. RefSeq lists its product as uncharacterized. The record is from RefSeq and is a predicted model, not a curated record. Bases 1 to 1350 code for a protein of 449 amino acids. The transcript has 3 exons. Gene Ontology annotation, molecular function: stearoyl-CoA 9-desaturase activity; heme binding; iron ion binding. Gene Ontology annotation, biological process: unsaturated fatty acid biosynthetic process. Gene Ontology annotation, cellular component: endoplasmic reticulum membrane. NCBI's taxonomy places the organism in Eukaryota, Fungi, Ascomycota, Sordariomycetes, Amphisphaeriales, Apiosporaceae.